AUAUUACUAAAAUACAUAAAAGUGUAUAAAAUAGAAACGAAGGAAAUAUUUAUAUAGUAGAGAUUCGUACAAGCCAAGGUCUUAGUGAAAGUAAACUUCGCUUACUGUUGGAUAUUUGUAAGGUCAAUUUAAAACAAGUCAAUUGUUUCUUUUUUAUUUUUCAAAAUACAAGAAGCUUCUACACACACACAUAUAUAUACUUCAAUAUACAAAGUAAGAAAAAUGCCUUCCGUACGUAAAUAUCGACGCGAAACCACUGAAAUAAGCUGUUGCUUAAAAUACCUACUCUUCAGCAGCAACGUAGUUGUUUGGACGCUAGGGUUGUGUGUGCUGGCCGUUGGUAUUUGGGCCUGGAAUGAAAAAGAUAUGUUCAGUAAUUUGGCAAAACUGACAUUCAUAGCAUUGGAUCCAGCUUUUGUACUAAUUUGCACGGGCACAAUAACAUUCAUAAUUGGCUUUACUGGGAGUGUUGGUGCGCUACGAGAAAAUACCUGCCUCUUAUCACUGUAUGCACUGUUUCUGUCGCUGCUGCUGACGUUUGAAAUUAGCUUGGGCAUACUAACUUUCGUGCUGAAGGAUAAAGGUUGGAUAAAAGAUCAAGCUACCGAAGGAUUGCGCGCCUUUAUAAUUCACUAUCGUGAAGAUCCAGAUCAGCAAAACCUAAUCGAUUGGAUACAGGAAGAUUGGUUGCAGUGUUGUGGCAUUGAUGGCCCAAAAGAUUGGGACAGUAAUAACUACUUUAAUUGCUCAUCGAGUGCGAUAGGCAGUCGGGAAGCGUGUGGCGUGCCAUUUUCAUGCUGCCGAAGACGUCCAACGGAAAUAAUUAAAAACAAACAAUGUGGAUAUGAUGUGCGCAAAGAGGGAUACCCGGUGGAGCGUCAUAUCUAUGAGCGUGGUUGUUUGCGUGCUGGCGAAGAUUGGUUGGAGGCGCACCUAAUAAGUGUGGCGACAUCCUGCAUAUGUAUACUAAUAGUGCAGAAUUAUGAAAUAUCAAAAAUCAUUUACGAAAAAGGCUGUGUACAAGCAGGUGAAGAAUGGAUUGAGCGUAAUUUAAUUAUAAUUUCAACCAGCGUUAUUAUACUUAUUUUCAUACAGAUACUUGGCAUUUGCUUUACACAAAAUCUUCGAGCUGAUAUAAAUGCUCAAAAAUCGAAAUAUCACUGACAAAUACCAUCCUCUGCGGCUUGCAACGGCGCGCCGCCACCGCCCACUGCCAUUUAGGACGUCUACAAAUCUCAUUUUUACACAUGGGUAUAGCUUAGGAAAAUGAGUGAUAAGAGUGAAAAGGAGUAGGCAAAUGCAAAGUAAACUAAUUAAACGGUUAAACGUAAGCUUUAAACUUUGGACUAUGCUUCAAUUGUGAGUUACAUACAUACAUGCAUACAUAAAUAACUACAGUAUAUAAAUAUUAUAAAACAAAAAAAAUAUUUUGCUAUGAAUUUAGAUUUAUUUUCAUAUUAUUUUUCUAGCUAAACUAACACAUAAUACUCUUCUCUUUAGACUGUCUAUCAUAUACAUUCCGACAAGUAUUGUUUUCAUUUUAACAAACAUAUAUAAUUUCCAAUAUAUUUUUGCAAGUCAAACUCAAAUUACAGCUGUGAUAACUAUUUUUGUUAGCUUUCAAAAAUACUCACAAAAUGUAACAAAACACACACUUGACAUUUAACAAAGAAACUCAAACUACGAAGCAAAUAAUUUAUUAUAUACAUACAAAACUUGUAAAUGCUACAUACAUACAAAGCUAACACUUACAUAUACAUAUAUAUUUUUUUUUUGAAACAACUUUAAAGUACUACUAAAAAUUUAUUAUGUACCGCAUACUGUAAAACCUGAUAUACUCUUUUGUUGCAAUUUUAACGCAAUAAGUGUAUUAAUCUUAUAUACAUACAUACAUACUAUUAGUCCAGAAAAAAAUAUGUACUGCAUAAAUAAAUGUCUAUUUUGAAUACACUCGUCCUUAUGUGGCUGGAGCGUAGUGUAUUUUUCGCGAUAGAAAAAAUGCGCUUGCGGCCAUCUAACUAUUUAUCAGCAAAGUCAAGUGAAGACUAAAUGUGUUAACGCUCUAUUCAAUAUAAAAGUCUCAAAGAAAUGUUAUUAUAGGAAGAAUUAGUCGUAUGAUUAAAUAUUUAAAUCAUAAGAGAACAAAAACGUACUUGUAAAAAAUAAUAUAAGUUAAAAGACUAACAACCGCAAAUCUAGUUAUUUUGUGAAAAUAUGAAAAUACAGACAUAAAUAAAUAUAUAAAAAUG
Molecule: messenger RNA, 2249 nt
Organism: Ceratitis capitata (Mediterranean fruit fly)
Lineage: Eukaryota; Metazoa; Arthropoda; Insecta; Diptera; Tephritidae
Gene: Tsp26A
Product: tetraspanin-5
Exons: 7
Coding region: 223-1164 (313 amino acids)
Biological process (GO): protein localization to plasma membrane; protein maturation
Cellular component (GO): membrane
Source: RefSeq, a predicted model, not a curated record